This is a messenger RNA of Myxocyprinus asiaticus (Chinese sucker), 3980 nucleotides long. RefSeq names its product FKBP prolyl isomerase 10a (gene fkbp10a). NCBI's taxonomy places the organism in Eukaryota, Metazoa, Chordata, Actinopteri, Cypriniformes, Catostomidae. Gene Ontology annotation, molecular function: peptidyl-prolyl cis-trans isomerase activity; calcium ion binding. The record is from RefSeq and is a predicted model, not a curated record. The transcript has 9 exons. The coding region runs from base 244 to 1590 and encodes 448 amino acids.
UCUGACACGCAGUAGAGUAACACAUAGGUGUGAACGAAUGCCUGGACUUUUCUGCAUGUUUGCACAGAAUUUCAUUAAACAUUUCAGUAAUAAAACAACUACAUGACACAAGGCUGUUAAUUUGAACUAAAAAGCUUAUUGUUUGCUAAUGUUAUCCAGAGAACGGUACGUUUAGCUUUACUCCAGUUCACAGCGCUGCAUUUGAUUAUUAAAACAGAAGUCUACAACAUCUCGUUUGACUUAAUGGAGCUGAAAGUCGCUGUUCUCCUCACGCUCAUACAUGCUGUAUGUGGUCAGUUAGAGGAUGUGAUUAUUGAUCGAUACGCGAUACCAACGCACUGCUCGAGAGAGGUCCAGAUCGGAGAUUAUGUUCGCUAUCAUUAUAACGGCACAUUCACGGACGGACGGAAGUUUGAUUCGAGUCUGGAUAAGGGUUUUCCAAUCGUUGGCCAAGUCGGUGUCGAAUCUAAAGUUAUCCCGGGUUUGGAUAAAGGAGUUCAGGGAAUGUGUGUGAACGAGCGGAGGAAGGUCACCAUACCACCUCACCUCGCCUAUGGAGUCUUGGGAGCUGGUUCAGUUAUCCCACCUGACACAACACUGGUGUUUGAUGUCUUUUUGCUGGAUUUGUGGAAUAAAGAGGACAAAGUUCAAACACGAACCCUCCACAGACCACAGAAGUGCAAGCGGACAGUGACUCCCACUGACUUUGUCCGAUACCAUUACAAUGGAACACUGCUAGUGGGAACCUUAUUUGACUCCAGCCAUUUUAAGAACUCAACAUAUGACACAUAUUUGGGUCAUGGCAGUCUCAUCAAAGGCAUGGAGGAGGGCAUUCUGGGAAUGUGUGUUGGAGAGAGGCGAUCAAUUAUUAUCCCACCAUUCCUGGCCUAUGACAACAAAGGAUAUGGUACAAUGAUCCCUCCAUAUGCAACAUUAAUAUAUGAUGUAUUACUAGUGGAUGUGUUUAAUGUGAAUGAUGAUGUGAUGGUGGAGGUUCAAGAGAUUCCUCAGUCAUGCAGGAGAAGAGCAGAGGUGGGAGAUUUCAUCCGAUACCAUUAUAAUGGAACAUUUCAGGAUGGGACUGUCUUUGAUUCCAGUUAUUCUCGGAACAGUACUUAUAACACUUUUAUUGGCAUGGGUUAUGUGAUCGCUGGCAUGGAUAAAGCCCUGCAGGGCGUGUGUAUGGGCGAGAGGAGAAGGGUCACGGUGCCGCCUCAUCUGGCAUAUGGAGAGAAUGGAUCAGGUGAGCUGAUUCCAGGAUCUGCUGUGCUGAUAUUUGACCUGCACAUCAUUGACUUUCACAACCCUAAAGACGGAGUGGACAUCAAAGUGACAUACAGACCAGCAGACUGCAACCUGACGAGUGCUGCAAACGACCUCAUUCUGUACCGCUACAACUGCUCGCUGCUGGACGGCACGCCACUCUACUCAUCAGAUGAUUACCCAGCACCCCCACGUGUGACGUUAGGUCAGGGGAAGUUGAUUGCCGGUCUGGAUGAGGGGCUGCAGGGCAUGUGUGUGUCUGAGAGGAGAGAGAUUACUGUACCACCCCACCUGGCUCACGGCACCAAUGGAGGACUCUUAUUUUGAAGUGUUUCCCCCUGGACUACGUUUCCCAGUAUGCUCUGCCUUCAUGACUGCCAUCUGUUCUCGAUCAUUCUCACCUGUUUUCCAUUCCCUCAUUAGCUCUUGUUUGUAUAUAUACUCUCUAGUUUUUUCAUUCCUCUGUCAGUUCUUGUUUGUUGUUAUUUGAGUUCACGUUUGUUUGUUUCACUUUUAUCAUCUUUAUUAAAGCUUGCAAUUAGAUCCUAUGUCUCCUGUCUCAUCUCAUCAAUGACUCUAUAUCCCUUGGUAUGUCCCUGUGAUGGCUGUCAUCCAUGUGGUAGCAUGGUGCGGUGGAUUGUGCAUAGAGAUGUAAUAUGGAAUGGUACAGGUUUGAACCCUGCUUGGGGUGACUCACAAACCAGUGUGCAUUUGUAAUAUACAUCAUUGCCCCUCUUUGGGCCCUAUGGGUCCUGUAAAGGGAGUCUAUGGCAGCAUAUAGAACCAUACAUAGGAAAAUAAUGAAAUUCAUUACCCAGAUAGCGGUGGGCAUUACUAGCCACCAGACAAAAUUUGGGGUCUCUAGGACAAUAUCUAUAGCACCCACAGUCCUGUGUGCUGACUCUAACCUUCGCAUGUCUCAUUGCCAUCAGUUAACCAUGUCAACUAAGUGGCACACUGUGUUAAAUUCUGUGCUAGACUACAAAAGGUCAUGGGUUCAAAUCCCCACCUAAGUUUUGGUUGCUUCGUUCAGGAGUGGGUUUGGUUAUUAGCAUUAAUUUAUAAUUAUCAAAGAUAAUUAUUAAUUAUUAAAAUCAAUAGAAUAUUGAUUAGAAUCAACAUUUAUCUUAUUAAUCCUUCAAAUCAACAAUCAUCAAAGAUGACUAUCAAUAAUCAAAAUCAAUAGAAUAUUAAUUAUCAAAGACAACUAUUAAUUAUUAAAAUCAAUAGAACAUUGAUUAGAAUAAACAUUAGUGUUAUCAGGCUUCUAGUGUUCCUACAGGCCGCAGUCAGGCUUUAUGACUGUAUGUAGGCCUUGCCUUUGUCUCCUAUCUGAGUACAUGAGGCCCAACACAAGUCAUCCAGGUUAAUAUACAUCAUAGCCACUCUUUGGGUCCUAUGGGACCUAUAGGCCAAACAGGCAAUUUAAGGGACUUGGCCUCGCAUUGGUUGCUUGCAGCUAUAGUUAUUAUUGGAUCUAUAAUAAACAAUAGGUAAACAAACCUAGAGAGUUCAAUGUCUCUCCUAAUAAUAACAGAAUGAUAUGGAUGUGUCUGUGUGCUUUCUUGCAGUAGGAAAUGAUGACUGGGACAUUCGUAGAGCGUUUCAUCACACUUCAGAUAUUCUCCACUGCAAUAAUACAGCUAGAAUUCUGACUGCGUCUGUGGGAGCCUCUUAUCACAUUCCAAUAAAAAUCACUAAGCUCCACUGAGUCGGCAGUCUAUCUCACAUUAAAACUGACACUGGCAAUUAUUACACUGUAUAAUUUUUUUUUUUUGACAGAAUAAUCAUUAUGUGCUGUAUAUACAGUGCCUAUAAAAAGUAUUCACCCCCCCUGGAUGUUUUUAUAUGCAUUUUUUUAAUAUACUGAAUCAUAGUUUAACUUCAUUCGAGAGACUGUGCAUACAACAACUGUUGCCCGGGUUCUUCAUCAGUCACAGCUUUAUGGGAGAGUGGAAAAGAGAAAGCCACUAUUUAAAAACCAAAAAACAAAACAUGAAAUCUCAGCUAGAGUUUCCCAGAAGGCAUGUGGGAGACUGAAAUCAGCUGGAUGAAGAUUCUAUGGUCUGAUGAGACCAAAAUGAGCUUUUUGGCCAUCAAACCAGACGCAAUGUUUGGCGCAAACCAAACACCGCACAUAAUCAAAAAUACACCACCCCCACCGUGAAGCAUGGUGGUGGUAGCAUCAUGCUGUGGGGAUGCUUCUCUGCAUCAGGCCCUGGAAGGCUUGUAAAGGUAGAGGGUAAAAUAAAUGCUGCAAAAUACAGAGAAAUCUUGGAGGAAAACCUGAUGCAGUCUGCAAGAUUACGGAGACUUGGGAGAAGAUUUGUUUUCCAGCAAGACAACGAUCCCAAGCAUACAGCCAAAGCUACAUGAGAAUGGUUUCAAAACAACAAUGUUAAUGUUCUUUUGACUUUGAUAUGAAAGAGUUUUUUUCUGUUGAUCAGUGUCAAAAAAGCCAAGUGAAGUUCACUAUGAUUCAAUAUUUAAAAAUAAAAUACAGAAACAUCCAAGGGGGUGAAUACUUUUUAUAGGCACUGUAAUUCUAAAUAAUGAGAUUUCAUAUUUAUUCAUUGCAGCAUUUAACAGUCUGUUUAAAUGCACUUCUCCAUGGUAUAAAUGAAUUUUAGAUGCAGCUUCUGUGUAGACUUUGCAGUGGAAAGGCGGCAUUAGAUGUUACAGUUGUCGCUGAUCUUCUAUGUCUGUGUCUUUUUCUC